This is a messenger RNA of Odobenus rosmarus divergens (Pacific walrus), 4802 nucleotides long. RefSeq names its product dipeptidyl-peptidase 10 (non-functional) (gene DPP10). Gene Ontology annotation, molecular function: serine-type peptidase activity; dipeptidyl-peptidase activity. The coding region runs from base 16 to 2418 and encodes 800 amino acids. The transcript has 26 exons. Gene Ontology annotation, biological process: proteolysis. The record is from RefSeq and is a predicted model, not a curated record. Lineage: Eukaryota; Metazoa; Chordata; Mammalia; Carnivora; Odobenidae.
CGCGGGCCGCCGGCGAUGACAGCCAUGAAGCAGGAGCAGCAGCCCACCCCGGGGGCCAGGGCGAGCCAGGCGCAGCCGGCGGACCAGGAACUGGGAAGUAACAGCCCUCCACAGAGAAACUGGAAGGGGAUUGCUAUUGCCCUGCUGGUGAUUUUAGUUGUAUGCUCACUCAUCACUAUGUCAGUCAUCCUCUUAACCCCAGAUGAACUCACAAAUUCAUCAGAAACUAGAUUGUCUUUAGAAGACCUCUUCAGGAGAGACUUUGUGCUUCAUGACCCAGAAGCUCGGUGGAUCAAUGAUACAGAUGUGGUGUAUAAAAGCGAGAAUGGACAUGUCAUUAAACUGAAUAUAGAAACAAAUGCCACCACAUUAUUAUUGGAAAACACAACUUUUGUAACCUUCAAAGCAUCAAAACAUUCAGUUUCACCAGAUUUAAAAUAUGUUCUUCUGGCAUAUGAUGUCAAACAGAUUUUUCAUUAUUCCUAUACUGCUUCAUAUGUGAUUUACAACAUACACACUAGGGAAGUUUGGGAGUUAAAUCCUCCAGAAGUAGAGGACUCCAUCUUGCAGUAUGCGGCCUGGGGUGUCCAAGGGCAGCAGCUGAUUUAUAUUUUUGAAAAUAAUAUCUACUAUCAACCUGAUAUAAAGAGCAGUUCAUUGCGACUGACAUCUUCUGGAAAAGAAGGAAUUAUCUUUAAUGGGAUUGCUGACUGGUUAUAUGAAGAGGAACUUCUGCAUUCUCACAUUGCCCACUGGUGGUCACCAGAUGGAGAAAGGCUUGCCUUCCUGAUGAUAAAUGAUUCGUUGGUGCCUAACAUGGUUAUCCCUCGAUUUACUGGAGCAUUGUAUCCCAAAGGAAAGCAGUAUCCAUAUCCUAAGGCAGGUCAAAUGAACCCAACCAUCAAAUUAUAUGUUGUAAACCUAUAUGGACCAACUCAUACUUUGGAACUCAUGCCACCUGACAGCUUUAAAUCAAGAGAAUAUUAUAUCACCAUGGUUAAAUGGGUAAGCAAUACCAAGACGGUGGUCAGAUGGUUAAACCGGCCUCAGAACAUCUCCAUCCUCACGGUCUGUCAGACUACCACUGGCGCUUGCAGUAGAAAAUAUGAGAUGACAUCAGAUACUUGGCUCUCCAAACAGAAUGAGGAGCCGGUGUUUUCUAGAGAUGGCAGUAAAUUCUUUAUGACAGUUCCUGUUAAGCAAGGGGGCCGUGGAGAAUUUCACCACAUAGCGAUGUUUCUCGUCCAGAGUAAAAGUGAGCAAAUUACCGUGCGGCAUCUGACAUCAGGAAACUGGGAAGUGAUAAAGAUCUUGGCAUACGAUGAAACUACUCAAAAAAUUUACUUUCUGAGCACAGAGUCUUCUCCCCGAGGGAGGCAACUGUACAGUGCUUCUACUGAAGGACUACUGAAUCGUCAAUGCAUUUCAUGUAAUUUUAUGAAAGAACAAUGUACAUAUUUUGAUGCCAAUUUUAGUCCUAUGAAUCAACAUUUCUUAUUACUCUGUAAAGGCCCAGGUGUCCCAGUGAUCAGUCUACAUAGCACGGAAAAUCCAGCAAAAUAUUUUAUAUUGGAAAGCAAUUCCAUGCUGAAGGAAGCUAUCCUGAAGAAGAAGAUAGUAAAGUCAGAAAUUAAAAUGCUUCACAUUGACGACUAUGAACUUCCUUUACAGUUGUCCUUUCCCAAAGAUUUUACGGACCGAAACCAGUAUGCUCUUCUGUUAAUAAUGGAUGAAGAACCAGGAGGCCAGCUGGUUACAGAUAAGUUCCAUAUUGACUGGGAUUCAGUACUUGUUGACACAGAUAAUGUCAUCACAGCACGAUUUGAUGGCAGAGGAAGUGGAUUCCAGGGCCUGAAAAUUUUGCAGGAGAUUCAUCGAAGGCUAGGUUCAGUGGAAGUGAAGGACCAAAUAGCAGCUGUGAAAUUUUUACUGAAACAGCCAUACAUUGACUCCAAAAGAUUAAGCAUUUUUGGAAAGGGGUAUGGUGGCUAUAUUGCAUCAAUGAUAUUAAAAUCAGAUGAAAAGCUUUUUAAAUGUGGAUCAGUGAUUGCACCCAUCACAGACUUGAAGUUGUACGCCUCAGCCUUCUCUGAAAGAUACCUCGGUAUGCCAUCUCGGGAAGAAAGCACUUACCAGGCAUCCAAUGUGCUACAUAAUAUUCAUGGCUUAAAAGAAGAAAAUAUAUUAAUAAUUCAUGGGACUGCUGACACAAAAGUCCAUUUCCAGCAUUCAGCAGAAUUAAUUAAACACCUAAUAAAAGCUGGAGUGAAUUAUACUAUGCAGGUCUACCCAGAUGAAGGCCAUAAUGUAUCUGAGAAGAGCAAGUAUCAUCUCUACAGCACAAUCCUCAGAUUCUUCAGUGAUUGUUUAAAGGAAGAAAUCCCUGUGUUACCACAGGAACCGGAAGAAGAUGAAUAAUGGACCCUAUUUAUAUAGAACUGAAGGGGAUCUUGAAGCUCAAUGAAACCUAACCAAGAGACUGUAAUAUUGUACAUGCUCCAGAAUUUCAAGGGCAGCUUAAGGAGAUGACACUGGAACAGCACACUCAGAGACAAUGAACUAGAAUUUGAAUACAGAUGUCCUAGUCUACUGUGUUGCCAAGGGUGCAGAACCUGUUUCUUUGUGUAAGGAAGGUCAAAGGGUUGGUUUCCAGGGAGAAAUUAGUUUUGCAUUAAAGUAGGAGUAGUGCAUGUUUUCUUCUGUUAUCCCCCAAUUUGUUCUGUAACUAGUUGCUCUCAUUUUAAUUUCAGUGGCCACCAUCAUCUUUGCAUAUGAUGCAUACUUAUCAGUACCACAUCCCUGAUCUUUGAUGGCUGAGCUGCAACCUAACACCUUACUGUAUCUUUACAAUAAGUGCAAUUCCUUCAUUGUCUAUUAUUAUGCUUAAGAAAAUAUUCAGUUAAUAAAAAACAGAGUAUUUUAUGUAAUUUCUGUUUAUAAAAAGACAUUAUUAAAUGGGUCAAAGGUCAUGUAGAAAUAUGGAUUUCAGCACCUUCCAAAAUUCAGCCAGUUAUCAGUAGAUACAGUAUCUUUAAAUCAACACACGAGUGUAUGUCUCACAAUAUAUAGACACACGUGUGCAUAUACAGUCAAUAAAUCUAUCUUUACAUGUUAUUCAUGCUACAAAGGAUAAACUUCUGAUGAAUUAGAAGAGAUGCUCUUUUCCAGGCUAUAAUGGAUGCUUUGUUUAAUGAGCCAAAAAUGAUGAAACAUUUUUUCCAACUCAGAUUCUAGCUAUUGCUUUCCUAUAAAUGUUUGGGUUGUGUUUGGUAUUGUUUUUAGUGGUUAAUAGUUUUCUAGUUGCGAUUUAAUUUUUUGAAUAUGAUACCUUGUCACAUGCAAAUUAGAUACUUAAAUAUUAUAGUUUCUGAUAAAGAAAUUUUGUUAACAAUGCAAUGCCACUGAGUGCUAUUUUGCUCUUUUGGUGGAGAAGGCUUUUUUUAAAACACUUGGUCCUUUCACUUCUCUCUCUCAAGCAGAAUCAAUUCUCAUUUUCAUUGUAAAAGCAAAGAGCUGGAUUAUUUCAUUUGCCAGUUCCUAUUUAGUAUUCUGUGCCUGCUCACUUCAUCUGUUACUGUUUAAUUUAAAUCCUUUUGGUGAGAAUUAGAAAUGAAAUAUUUUUUAUUCAUUGGCCAAAAAAGUUCACAAACAGCAGUGUUUGAUAUUUAAUUUGAGUUGAAGGCACAAAUGCAUUAAUUCCUGUGCUGUAUUGACUUGCAGUAGUAAGUAACUGAGAGUGUAAAAUAAACUUGACUGUAUGAAGUCAAAUUUAAGUCAUGAGAAUAUUAAAUUUGGUGACUAAAAUCACUUUUGGUGACUUAAGGGAUCUUUUGGAAGAUGUCUGAAAGUCUGUAAUCGAGCUUAGAAGUUUAGAUAAACCUAGGCAGUGUACUGUGUUUUUGUGGUUUCUCUAAAAUUCCUCAGGACAGGCUGGAUUCUCAUGACAUCAAGACACCAGGAGGAAAAUCAAAAAUGUCACAGAACCGCUCAGUAACUCUCCCAUUUUCUUGAAGGAUCAACCCCCAAAUCUGGGUAUUUUGAAGCAUAUAAAUUGUUUUUUGGAUAUUCGACUUUUCUUCUGGAUGCUUUGGAAUUGUGUCUUCACUGCUCAGCUGGAUUCAGUUUAAAAUGGGAAAGGCUCACUUUUCUGAGAGACCCAUUUCAGGUCUUUUUCAAGAAUAGUAAACACAUUUUUUAAAAAAUAAGUUUAAUGUUAAAAAGGAAAGUUUUGCCUAUUUUAUUAAGAUGGAAAUUUCUUUUUAGGCUGAUUUGAAGUCCAACUGAAGCUUUUUAAUCACUAUUUUAAAUUUCAACCACUAGAGUUUUUUAUGAUGCAAGUAAUUAUGUUGUCUGAAAGAUGUGGUUUUAUUGAAUGUCUAUUUGAGCAACAUUUUAAAAGUAUUUACCUUUUACUGUUCAUCAUUUCUCUUGUUUUAUUACUAUUAUCAAUGUUUAUCUAUCUUUCAAUUAAUUUAAUACAGUUUCUAAUGUGAAAGACAUUUGUCUGGAACCCACUUUCACCUUAAAGGCUAAAUGGAUCUCAAAUGAAGACAUACUGUUUAAUAGGAAGGUGGAAAUUUUUCAUCUCCAUGAUUCUUUGAGUUUUAAUCAUUGGGCCACUUUAGAAAAGGGAAUGCUUACCUACACAGACACCAACUAUUAAAGGAAUCACAUAACAACUUUGUCCUUUAUACAUUUGCCUUUGGUUAUAUCCAACUAUUUCAUGUGAAUUUGUGCAUUCUGAGGGUUUCCUAGAACUCCAGAAUCAAGCUUUUCAAGUGUGAUUUGCCCUUUAAAGUUAA